AUGCCUGCUCGCAUUAGACUUCAACGAAAAGGCACGAGAAAUAAUCCCUACUGAAUGCUAAUUGCUUCUUCAAACAGAAGGAAUCCUAAAGGUUUUGCUAUUGAGCGCUUAGGCUAUUGGUUUCCUGAAAGACGCAGAGAGCUAGAAAGAAGAAUUCUCAUUAAUCGUCCCAGAAUCAAAUAUUGGCUUAGUAUAGGAGCUCAGCCUACCAAAGGUGUCAUCGCCUUUUUGGCAAAGGCAGAAUUUAUCCCUCCAAGACCUCCACCAAUGGGCAUUUCCACCCUUUACCCAAAGCCAGAGAAAACUUAUACCUCACCGCAAAUGCAUCCUCGUGCUCAUGAAUUUGGACCCAGAUACAUACAAUAUAUAGACGAAAUCGAAGAAAGAGAACGAAAAAUCGAUGAAGCAAAAAAAAUGCAACAAGACAACGCCAGAGCUGUUUUUGGAAACUCUGAAGCAGCAGAAGAAGCUAAAAAAGAUCUCACACAGGCCAUUAACAAGUUCUCUAAUUAUUUAGAAGCAAUCCAAAGAGCGUAUCCAAGCGGCACCACAGACCAAAAAGCUGCUUUAAUGAAUUUUGUUACAGGAUUAGAAGAAGGUGACGACGAAAACGCCAGGGUCGAUGCAAAAGACCUUGCUGAACAAAUUGGGGUCACUGUAGAUGUUGCUGAAAAAAUUAUUGCGACUUAUGAAAGUAUUGCAGUGCCGUUUACAAAAGCUGAUGUACAAGACAUUAAAAACUUGCCUAAAAGAGUAAGAAGCAAAAAAGAGCUGAUUGCUGCAAAAGGGUUUAUACCAUUGAAAAAAACUGUCACACCUGUGCCGGAGUUUGGCAACCCUGAAUAUGACGAAAUGCCAUUCCAGCUAUUUAAUAUCAGAAAUGAGCUGAAGCCUGCAAGAGAGUGGGGAGCAAGAAUUCUACCUAGACAGCCUAAAGAGUUGAAAUUCCAUCGCAAAACUCCUAAACCAGAGCCAUUUAGGGCUUACCACACCAUUCUCAAUCCAUUCUUUUUAAAUGCGCUUAAAUAA
Molecule: messenger RNA, 1029 nt
Organism: Blepharisma stoltei
Lineage: Eukaryota; Ciliophora; Heterotrichea; Heterotrichida; Blepharismidae
Source: the annotation of a GenBank genome assembly